UCCUGCAACAUGCCAUUUUCGUGUCUCUCUCGGACGGUAUGCCGGUUUUAACGCGUUACACCGGAUUAAACUCGUUUUCUGCGCUCUGACGACGGCGGAGGAUUCGAGGUCGAAUAUGAGUAGGUUUCGAUGUAGUAAGCUAUCAUGAGGGUGCAGGUGAUGGAAGCACCCAGCACCAUGACCGCCUUCAACCAGGAGAACGUGGAGGAUCAUUACGAGAUUGGAGAUGAGCUUGGAAGUGGUCAGUUUGCAGUGGUGAGGAAAUGUCGCAAGAAGAGCACAGGACAGGAGUUCGCUGCGAAGUUCAUCAAGAAGCGUCGGAGCAAGUCGAGUCGGCGUGGGGUGUCCAAGGACGACAUCGAGAGGGAAGUGAGCAUCCUCAAGCAAAUCCAGCAUCCCAAUGUCAUCACUCUGCACGAUGUGUUUGAAAACAAGAGCGAGGUCAUUCUCAUCCUUGAGCUUGUGGCAGGUGGAGAGCUCUUCGACUUCUUGGCUGAGAAGGAGUCUCUCAGCGAGGAAGAGGCCACUGAGUUUCUCAAACAGAUCCUGGAUGGCGUCAACUACCUGCACUCCAAGCAUAUUGCCCACUUCGACCUGAAGCCGGAAAACAUCAUGCUGCUGAAUAGGAACGUGCCUCACCCACGCAUUAAGCUCAUCGACUUCGGCCUGGCACACAAGAUCGACUUUAGCAACGAUUUUAAAAACAUUUUCGGCACUCCGGAGUUCGUCGCUCCAGAAGUGGUAAACUAUGAGCCACUGGGCCUUGAGGCAGACAUGUGGAGUGUUGGUGUGAUUACUUACAUAUUAUUAAGCGGCGCUUCCCCAUUUCUGGGGGAGAACAAACAGGAGACUCUGGCCAACGUGUCGGCGGUGGACUACGAAUUCGAUGAGGAAUAUUUCAGCCACACCAGCGCUCUGGCCAAAGACUUCAUCGCACGGCUCCUUAUCAAAGACCCGAAAAAAAGAAUGACAAUUCAGGACAGUCUGCAGCAUCCAUGGAUCAAGCCAAAAGACACUCAACAAGCACUUAGUCGCAAGGAAUCAGCUGUGAAUAUGGAGAAAUUCAAGAAAUUUGCAGCACGAAGAAAAUGGAAGCAAUCAGUGCGUCUGAUCUCGCUUUGUAACCGGCUCUCCCGCUCCUUCCUGUCCAGAAGCAACAUGAGCGUGGCACGUAGUGAUGACACACUGGAUGAAGAGGACUCAUUUGUAAUGAAAGCCAUCAUCCAUGCCAUCAAUGAUGAUAAUGUCCCAGGUCUGAAGCACCUCUUAGGUUCUUUGACAAGCUACGACAUCAACCAUCCAAAUAAGCAUGGAACGCCUCCACUCCUGAUCGCAGCUGGCUGUGGAAACAUUCAGAUCAUAGACGUGUUGAUAAGAAAAGGAGCAGAGAUGCAAGCCCUUGACAAGUCUGGAGCCAACGCUAUCUACUACUCAGCUCGACAUGGCCAUGUGGAGACCUUGAAAUUCCUCCAUGAAAAGAAGUGCCCUCUGGACACCCAAGAUAAGUCAGGGGAGACCGCUCUGCAUGUGGCUGCUCGAUAUGGCAACGUGGAUGUAGUUCAGUAUCUUUGCAGUAUUCACGCCAACCCGGACCUGACAGACAGGGAGCAGGAGACUCCUCUGCACUGUGCAGCAUGGCACGGGUACUCAGCAGUGGCACGGGCCCUGUGUCAAGCUGGCUGCGAUGUUAAUGCCCGUAACCGUGAAGGUGAAAGUCCACUGCUCACCGCCUCAGCCCGCGGCUUCCGUGACAUUGUGGAGUGCUUGCUGGAGCACGGGGCUGACAUGGAUUCCACUGAUAAGGACAACCACAUUGCACUGCAUCUGGCAGUACGGAGGUGUCAGGUCGAGGUGGUGAAGUGCCUCCUCAGCCACCAUUGUUAUGUGGACCACCAGGAUAGGCAUGGAAACACACCACUGCACAUCGCCUGCAAGGAUGGCAACCUGCCAUUGGUGGCGCUGCUCUGUGCUGCUAAAGCAAAUUUGGAUAUUCCGAACAAGUUUGGGAAAACUCCUCUCCAUGUGGCCGCGAGUAACGGAGGACUGGAAGUGGUGAGGCAUCUCUGCGUGGCCGGAGCUAACACAGAGGCCAUCACUAUUGAUGGAAAGACGGCAGAGGAAGUGGCAGCUGCAGAACAGCAAGAGCACGUAGCACUUCUGUUGGCCAAACUGAGGAAGGACAAUCACAAAGGUGGCUAUAUCCAGCAGCUGAGACCCACUCAGGCACCUCAGCCACGAAUCAAGCUCAAACUGUUUGGCCAUUCCGGUUCUGGGAAAAGCACGCUUCUGGAAUCUCUGAAAUGUGGUAUCCUGAGGAGCUUUUUUAGGCGUAGGAGACCCAGACUCACCAACCCUGUGAGACACCCAGCCUCACCUGCCACAUCCAAACCUGCAGUUUCUGUGAGUAUCACAAACCUGUAUCCAGGCUGUGAGAAUGUAAGCGUGAGAAGUCGUAGUAUGAUGUUCGAGCCCAGCUUGACUAAAGGAGUAUUGGAGGUGUUCACUCCUGUCCACGGCAGCUUGAACACAGCAGAUGACACAGCCACCAAGGCCAUCGACAUCCACACAGCCAAUGUCAACGGUGUUGGAGACUUCAGCGUUUGGGAAUUUUCCGGCAAUCCAGUGUACUACUGCACCUACGACUAUUUUGCAGCCAAUGACAGUACAGCCAUCCACCUGGUGACAUUUAGCCUGGAGGAGCCGUAUGAGACUCAGCUCAGCCACGUCACCUUUUGGCUCAACUGUCUCAAGGCUCUCACACUGCCUGAGGACAACAUUGCUUUUGGAGGAAAGAUCAGAAAUCCUCUGCACGUGGUACUGGUGGCAACACAUGCCGACAUUGCGAGCCUGCCGCGCUCUUUUGGUGGAGAGUUCAGCUACGACAGGGAGAGAGCUUUACUGAAAGAAGUCCGUAACAGGUUUGGAAAUGAUCUGCAAAUUGCCGACAAGCUCUUCAUAAUGGAUGCUGGAGCCUCAAACUCAAAAGACAUGAAGUUGCUGAGAAACCUCUUAUUAGAGCUGCGCAACUCCAUCAUCUCAAGCUGUAGGCCUAUGACACAACUAGCAGAGAAAUUAUUGUCCACUCUGCCCUCGUGGCGUAAAGUGACUGGACCAAACCAGCUGAUGUCCUGGCAACAGUUUGUGGUGGACGUACAGGACCAAAUCAACCCUCUGGUCAGCGAGGAGGACCUGCGAGAGCUAGCUUUACAGCUGCACACUAUGGGAGAGAUCAACAUCAUACAGAGUGAAACUGUCCAAGACGUGGUUCUCUUGGAUCCCCGCUGGCUCUGCAGUAAUGUUCUUGGCAAGCUCCUGUCCAUUGAAACUCCCAAAGCCAUUCACCAUUACAGGGGACGCUACCGCCAGGAAGAGCUCCAGACGCUGGUCUCUGAGGGGGAUGUAGACGAGCUCCUUCAAAUCUUGGACGCCAUGGACGUAUGCGCCCGCGAUGUAACCAACCCCGGUAUGGUGGAUGUGCCCGCCCUUAUCCGCGCCGGUGACCUGCAGCAUUCCUGGACUGAUGAAGCGGAUGAAGAGGUGGAGGACUCCUUGCUUUACGGAGGUGUCCGCAUAGUCCCGGCCGAGCACUUGACGCCUUUCCCCUGUGGACUUUUUCACAAACUCCAGGUGAAUCUUUGUCGCUGGAGCAGGCAGCAAAGACCAGAGGCCGAGGUGGAUGAAGUUAGGUUGUGGACCGGAGGCGCUCGGGUUGGAGUUGGUGGAGCUGAUGCUUUAGUACUUCUAGUUAAUCAUGGACAAGGACUGGAAGUACGACUGAGGGGCCCAGAGUCUGAACGUAGCCGAUGCUAUGCUUUGCUAGAUACCCUGUGUGGAAUGGCAGAGGGGCUGCUUGCUGCUACACUACCAGGCCUUCUGACUGCCCGGCAUUACCUGAGUCCUCAGCAACUGCGAGAGCAUCACGGACCUGUCAUGCUUUACCAGCCCAGGGACUUCUUUAGGGCUCAAGCCCGGGGUGAAAAUGCAUUAACCAACACCAUGGGUGGCUAUAGGGAGAGCUUUGCUAGCAUCGUAGCACUAGGCUGCAUCCAGGUCUACAAACAAGGAACUCUUGGCGGGGAUGUAGCCAUUGCUGAGGUUAGCCACCUGGCUCGUCGCAAGCUCUGCCGCAUGCUUGACCCACCUGACAACCUUGGCAAGGACUGGUGUCUUCUAGCCAUGAAUCUGGGUCUUAGCGAGCUGGCUGCCAAGUACAGCCCUGGCACCAGUGGAACUCCUCCCCUUGACCCGUUUUCUGUCCCAAGCCCGACAGCAGCGCUGCUUUCUGAGUGGAGCCAACGUUCAGACUCUACCAUCGGUGUCCUGGUAGCUAAGCUAAGAGAACUUGGCCGGCGCGACGCAGCCGAUUUUCUGCUAAAAGCAGCACCCGUGUUCCGGGUCAACAUGGACAGCCUUGGGACUCCACCAGAACCUUGCGGCCCAGUCUGCAACGGAGGAACAUCUUACAACUCCAUUAGCUCCGUCAUCUCCCGCUAGAGUGCCACCCAUGUGCAUGGAAGAACAUGUGCAAUUUAGCCUGUGAAGUGUUGUUAUCUUCCAGUUCCUGUGUUACAUAAGACUGUAAUCUGUGAAGUUUGAGACUUUGUACACAUCAAUCUUUCUGCUCUCUUCUUUCUGAAUGUCUCAUUUCUGUGAGCGUGCCUACCUUAAGAAUCAUUUUUAGCUCAAGGUUUUUUUUUGUUUUGUUUUUUUUAAAUGUGAAAGCGUUGUGAUAUCAAGGAAACCUGGACGAUUUCUCAAUUUCGGAUUCUUUUAUAUAUUUAGAUAUGUAUGGCAAUGGUUUUGUAUACGACCUUUUGAGAAAACCCUGCAUAGUUAAGUGCUUGUCCCUGUUAUUAAUGAUUCAAGUAAUUGAGUGCCUUUACGAUAGUAAGCCAAUUCUUUAUGAGCCAUUUUGAAAUUACCGAAUGCCCUUUGAAUCGAAUUCAAAACCCAAAGUCUUCUAGCCCCAAUCAUGGGCUUGUCAGUAUUUCAGGCAUCAAUUUUGAACCAUAUUGCUUUUUCAAUAGAGCUUGUGAUUUUAAAAGGUACAGUUUACUGUCAUCUUUUUUCUCAAGUUUACAUUUUCUUAUGCUAAUAGUUUUAGCAUAGAACAUGAAAACUGCACCUGUAUGCCCUAGAAAGGGGUGGGCAAUUCGAUUCAGUUAUGUAUCUCGAUUCUUUCGUGUGGCAAUUCACGUAUCGGCACACUGACUCCAAAAUCAAUUUUUUAAAAUGAA
This is a messenger RNA of Clarias gariepinus (North African catfish), 5237 nucleotides long. It is a transcript of the gene dapk1, whose product is annotated as death-associated protein kinase 1. Gene Ontology annotation, cellular component: cytoplasm; nucleus. The transcript is spliced from 26 exons. The record is from RefSeq and is a predicted model, not a curated record. Gene Ontology annotation, molecular function: ATP binding; protein serine/threonine kinase activity; protein binding. NCBI's taxonomy places the organism in Eukaryota, Metazoa, Chordata, Actinopteri, Siluriformes, Clariidae. Gene Ontology annotation, biological process: positive regulation of apoptotic process; protein phosphorylation; intracellular signal transduction. The coding region runs from base 145 to 4494 and encodes 1449 amino acids.